CAGUUUGUGCGGCCUGAACUAAGCCUACGUGUACAUAAACAAACCGCGGCGAGGUGCCUGUGCAUGUGUGCUGUGUCAUGCAUUUGUGUGUCGGUGCGGUGGCCGCGAUUCCGGACUCUUCCUUCUUAUAUAUAUAUACACACAUGUACUUGUAUUUCUGAGUUGUUAAACACAAGUACACGUCGGUCAAAGCUUUAAUGAAAAAUGCAUAUACGAGCGAAGUUCUUGCUUUAUUCGUUCUCAGUUUUGUGCAUGAUUUGGGGGUCAGAAGCAACCCUGAAAGAGGAUGUUCCAGCGGAUGCUGAGGUCGACCAAUAUGAGGAGAUGGUCUUCAUCGAGGGCCAACAGUUCACCAUGGGAACCGACGCAAAGGAUGCAAAGGACGGGGAGGCGCCCUCCCGCCUUGAGAUGGUCAAGUCGUUCAAGAUCAGCAAGUAUCCGGUGACCAUCGCCUCCUUCAGAAAAUUUGUGAGGGCCAAGAAGUACAAGACGGAGGCUGAACAGUUUGGCUGGAGCUUCGUUUUGGAGAUGUUCGUGCCGGAGAAGGUCAGCAAAGCAGCAAAAGACAGAAUAAAGGGGGCGCCUUGGUGGGUACCAGUUGAUAGAGCCUAUUGGAGAAUGCCAGAAGGGACAGACUCGACCAUCGAAGGCCGGUUGAACCAUCCUGUUGUUCACGUCAGCCUGCGGGACGCCAGGGCCUACUGUGACUGGCAUGGAUGGAGGGUGCCCACCGAGACGGAGUGGGAGUUUGCCGCCAGAGGUGGCCUAGCAAAGAGGAAGUACCCAUGGGGCAACAAGUUUGACGUGACUCGCAUGAACUUUUGGCAAGGGAAAUUUCCCGACACUAAUGUGGCGAAAGACGGCUACAAGGGCGUGUCUCCGGUCGACGCCUUCCCCGAACAGAAUGACUAUGGCCUGUAUGAUAUGGUUGGCAAUGUGUGGGAGUGGACCUCCUCCCGCUACGACAGUCAAGACGACGCCCCAGAGUCGGACGGCACCAAGUACGCCUUGCGAGGCGGGUCCUACAUCGACUCCAAGGAUGGCUCCUUUAAUCAUCAAGUCAGGGUCACCACCAGAACGGGCAACACACCAGAUGCUGGCUCGGACAAUGUGGGCUUCCGCUGUGCAAUGUCGGUCACCUCAACCGAUGCCCAGAGGCCCCCCAAGGGCAAGAAAAUUAAUCAGGGCAGAAGCCAGCAGGCUGAGGAGCCCCGGGUCGUGGUUCAAGACGGCAAGAAGGCCAAACCCAUCAAACCGAACCCGGCUGAUUUGAACGGCAAGAAGACCACGGGUGAAAAGAAAAACAAGGUUGAACUUUAACAAAUAUUUUUGCAGUUUUUUCCAGCGUGUGGCUUUCGUCAUUUGUAAACUCGUCCACUUUUAUGUGAGUUUUUGAUACUCAGUGAAGCCUCAGGAUUCUUUCUUCAGAAUCGAUUUUUUUUUUGGAAGUUGUAAUUUUUCUACCCACCGUUUUCGCCUUUUCAGACGUGACAGUUUAGUAACUAUUGACAGACUGCAUUAGCCCUAACCAUUCUGAAUCCAACAAGCAUAUAUGCAUGAUUUCAAUUUUCCCAGAAGGGGGUUAGGGUCUCUGUGAGAACAUGUAAACUUGGAUCACAUGCAGCUGGGUGUUUUUGUGAAAAUCCACCGUAGAGGGAAUGGAUACCAUUCAAUGUGCAAUGAGCAAUCCAUUUAUUGAUAGUGGGGAAAACGACUUGUUGCUCACUUCUUUUUACAACUACUUACUUCAAGCAAUGUUAUUGGCUUGAGCUUUUUUUUUUCUACAAUUUCAGUCCACGUGUACAGGAAGUUCACAGACAUGUGUUGUAUGCAUCUAAUGUAAAUUAUCCAAAAUCGGGCCAUUGCAAAGUAGGGCUGUGCCGAAUAUCCAAAUAACCGAAUAUGCGAUCGAUUGGCAAAUAUUCGAAUAUUAUUUUUCGAAU
Molecule: messenger RNA, 1943 nt
Organism: Acanthaster planci (crown-of-thorns starfish)
Lineage: Eukaryota; Metazoa; Echinodermata; Asteroidea; Valvatida; Acanthasteridae
Product: inactive C-alpha-formylglycine-generating enzyme 2-like
Cellular component (GO): endoplasmic reticulum
Source: RefSeq, a predicted model, not a curated record